This is a messenger RNA of Caenorhabditis bovis, 1251 nucleotides long. The record is from the annotation of a GenBank genome assembly. NCBI's taxonomy places the organism in Eukaryota, Metazoa, Nematoda, Chromadorea, Rhabditida, Rhabditidae.
AUGGAGCAACAAACGGGCCAGACUUCCAAUCUUUCAUUCAACGAUCUUCCAUUUCACAUAGCAUCUCAAAUAGUUGAGCAUCUGAAUCUCGCAGACAGAUUUAGCAUGGGACUAGCGACGAAAUUGCUUCGCAGAUUGGACGAGGUGGUGCCAUAUCGCGAUCCCGGUUGUUUGUCAGUUUUCGUUACAAAAACGGGCAGCAUCAAAGUCACGUAUUGGCGUAACGUGGCUUAUGUAGAUAGUGUGAAUUUGACAUUUGAAAAUUGCGAGGGCGGGACUAAAGUCAACAGAUGGCAUAAGCAUGUGCCCUACAAUCCAUCACAAAGAGUUCCAUUAGAGAACGAAUUCUCGACAAUUACCCCAGAUAAGCAUUUCACCGACUUGGCAAUUCAAUAUUUCAACCGAAUUGCAUCGAAUCCCGGUAUCAACAAUGUAUAUGUUUCGUUGCCGAAAAGCGUCUAUGACAAAAUUCCGAGGCUCAAAUGCUCAAAACUAAAUGUGAAAGUGAAGAAUGUAGAGGAAUUGGAAGAGAUUUUGGCGAAGUUGGCAAAAAAAGAGCUGGAUGAGUUGGAAAUUGAACUGACUGAAAACAAUUCGAUUGUUCCUAGAAUACCAGAGGUUGUAAAUGUGAAGACGCUCAUGAUGGGUGGUCCGAUUGAGGAGCCAACAUUUAUGUCGCUGUCGGCUCCAUUUAUCGAGGUAGAUGGAUACGGAUUCCGUGAGCCGAUUCUGGAAAAUUUCAUCACUAGAUGGGCAAACGGUGGAGGGCCAAGAGAUUUCACGCAGCUUAUAAUCUAUAAUAGUUUUAUCGAUAGGUUUGACAGCAUUGUCAAGAAAGUGCGCUGCAUGAGAUUCGAAGCUGACAUGGCGCAAUUACUUAUAUAUCCUGAAGAUCACAAAGAACUUGGGCAGUACAUUUUUGCUGAAGAUUGCUAUCAGAUAUUCAGCGAAGUUUCUACGGAUUCGGCGACAUUGCUUAAAGGUCUCUAUGAAAUCAUUCUGACGGUUACUGGAAAGGUGAUCAAUGGCGAAGCGCGUUGGUCUGAUAGUGAGGGACAGGAGUAUUUUGAGCACUUCAAAUUGGAGGACUCACCGCUCGAUUUUGACAUGGUCAUUGAAGAUUUAAACUAUAUUAAAUGCGAUAAGGAUAUCAUCGAACUCAACGUGAACACGGAAUUGGCGACAUUUAUUCAACGUGCCGAUGUCGUUGAGUUUAUUGGCAAUGGUCAACUUGAAAAAUGCAGCUCAUGA